Messenger RNA from Thamnophis sirtalis, 1113 nucleotides. The record is from RefSeq and is a predicted model, not a curated record. Lineage: Eukaryota; Metazoa; Chordata; Lepidosauria; Squamata; Natricidae.
AUGAAUGCUGAGAGUUGCGUGUCGUUCUGCGAUCCGUCGGCUGCUACCAUGGAUUCCUUCUACAACGCCGCCUCGCAAGGCAGCGUCGACGGCUCCUCGCCUUUUAGGGUAUUUCCCGGCAGCAGCGACAAAUUCAGCUCUGCUUUCCUGGCCAGCAAAGGACAAAGCUUUGGAGACAGCGGCGGGGGCGGCGGUGGUAGCAGCGGCAGCAGCAACAACAGCCCCAAGCGCCGGAGUCGCUACAGCCAGCCGGAAUGUCCGUCUCUGGACGGCAGCGGCGCGCAGCAGCCACAAGCGCUCCCGACCGCCGCCGCCGCCUCUUCCACCACCAACACCGCCGCCGCCUUUAACAAGUACCACUUGCAGCCGCCGCCGCCGCUCUACGGGCAGCGCGGCUCUUGCAAAAGCCCCCCGAGCGGCAACCUCAAGCUGCAGGACACCAGCGGCCACAACGGAGCCCUGCAGCUUUCUUGCUUCGCUAAAGAAAGUUCCCUGGGAGAGACUGAACUACAGCCAGGAUCUGAUUCUGCUGGAAUGGAUAGUAGUUACCUCAGCGUGAAAGAGACCAGUGUGAAGACGUCCCAAGAGAGGGCAAGUAAUGAUCUUCCCAGCCCAAUGGACAAGACUGAUUCAGAGAGCAACAAGGGCAAGAAGAGACGGAACCGCACCACCUUCACCAGCUACCAGUUGGAAGAGCUGGAAAAGGUCUUUCAGAAGACCCAUUAUCCAGAUGUCUAUGCCAGAGAGCAAUUAGCCAUGAGGACGGAUCUCACUGAAGCCCGAGUACAGAUACAGAAUCCGUCCUGGAUUGGCAACAACGGUGCCGCCUCUCCUGUGCCUGCCUGCGUAGUGCCCUGUGACUCGGUGCCUUCCUGCAUGUCUCCCCAUGCUCAUCCCCAUACCACCGGAGGAGUCUCUGAAUUCCUGAGCGUCUCGGGUCCCGGCAGCCACGUGGGGCAGACGCACAUGGGCAGCCUCUUUGGCAGCGCCGGCAUCAGCCCCAGCAUCAAUGGCUAUGAGUUGAACGGCGAGCCGGACCGCAAGUCUUCCAGCAUUGCAGCCCUGCGGAUGAAAGCCAAGGAGCACAGUGCUGCCAUAUCGUGGGCAACAUGA